Messenger RNA from Candidula unifasciata, 369 nucleotides. The record is from the annotation of a GenBank genome assembly. Lineage: Eukaryota; Metazoa; Mollusca; Gastropoda; Stylommatophora; Geomitridae.
AUGCUUUGUUCAUUUAACCCCUUUCUGCCUAUAUUUCAUUACACUAUCAAUCAUGUCUGUAGUAGUCUAGAGCUGUCUAUCAAUCAUGUCUGUAGUAGUCUAGAGUUGUCUAUCAAUCAUGUCUGUAGUAGUCUAGAGCUGUCUAUCAAUCAUGCCUGUAGUAGUCUAGAGCUGUCUAUUAAUCAUGUCUGUAGUAGUCUAGAGCUGUCUAUCAGUCAUGUCUGUAGUAGUCUAGAGCUGUCUAUCAAUCAUGCCUGUAGUAGUCUAGAGCUGUCUAUCAAUCAUGUCUGUAGUAGUCUAGAGCUGUCUAUCAAUCAUGUCUGUAGUAGUCUAGAGUUGUCUAUCAAUCAUGCCUGUAGUAGUCUAUAG